This is a messenger RNA of Tarenaya hassleriana, 1135 nucleotides long. RefSeq names its product tropinone reductase homolog At2g30670-like. The record is from RefSeq and is a predicted model, not a curated record. Gene Ontology annotation, molecular function: oxidoreductase activity. The transcript has 5 exons. Bases 60 to 848 code for a protein of 262 amino acids. NCBI's taxonomy places the organism in Eukaryota, Viridiplantae, Streptophyta, Magnoliopsida, Brassicales, Cleomaceae.
CCCUAGUUCGGAUCUAUUUGGCCUAAAGUUAACUGCAUAAUCAUACUCUACGUACAGACAUGGAGCCAAGGUGGAGCCUUCAAGGCAAGACUGCUCUUGUCACUGGUGGAGCAAGAGGGCUAGGACAUGCCAUAGUGGAGGAACUAGCUGGGUUAGGGGCAAUAGUCCACAUGUGCGACAAGUCCGAAGCUCAUCUAAACCAAAGUUUACGCGAAUGGGAAGAGAAGGGCCUUCAAGUAAGUGGCUCACUCUGUGAUGUAUCUUCUCGGCCCGCAAGAGAGAAGCUGAUGCAGACCGUCUCCUCUCUAUUCGGUGGCAAACUCAACAUUCUCAUAAACAACGUUGGCAUAUGUGUUGCAAAGCCGACGGUAGAAAUGACGGCAGAAGAUUUCUCGUUUCAGAUGGCUAUGAAUUUCGAGUCGGCUUACCAUCUAUGCCAGCUCGCUCACCCUCUCUUGAAGGCUUCGGGCUAUGGAAGCAUCGUCUUCAACUCUUCUAUCGGCGGCGUUGUGUCAUGCAUUCUCGGAUCCAUCUAUGGUGCAACAAAAGGAGCCAUGAACCAGUUGGCAAAAAAUCUAGCAUGCGAGUGGGCAAGGGACAACAUAAGGACAAAUUCGGUCGCUCCUGGUGUCGUUGAAACUCCUAUGACUGAAACAUUUCUCGGUUACGAAGAAUUCACGGAGACUGUGGUCUCGAGAACUCCAUUAGGCCGUCUUGGAGAGGCGAAGGAGGUUUCAUCGCUCGUGGCGUUCCUGUGUAUGCCGGCGGCUUCUUACAUAACUGGUCAAACUGUUUGUGUUGAUGGAGGUCUCACCAUCAAUGGCUUCUCCUACCACCCGACGGCGUGACGCGUGAAGCCGAUUACUUUCUUCCUCGAACAACGACAUGGUUAUGUAAUAUUUGGAUACACAAAUAAACAAGUGAAUCAAAAUAAUAUGUUUUUUUUUAUAAUCCGGAAGUUCACCGGAUCUUUGGUCCGACUACAUCUCCCAGAGGAGCGGGGAAGCCUAUGUGAAUGCCCCUCCCAACGUUUGGAUUUGAACCCAGAAUGAGAGCAUGUUUUGCAUGUUCUCUCACCACUAGGCCACCCAAUCAAAAUAAUAUGUUCAAAGAGGCUGAAACUGUUUGAAACCAA